UGGGGCCAGGCAAGUAUGGGAAAAAUUGCUAAAAUAAGGGAAUGGGAUGUCUGGCCAUUGUAGGGUUCGGUGCGGACUGCGAGCCAGGAGAUCAAAGGCGAGUGUGUGAUGGCGCGGAGAAGGACGUUCCUCGAGGAACGCCCCUUGGGCAUUGAACCGCCUAGGGAAGUACCGGGCGGGAUAGAGGUUAGCUUGCCAGCGGCAAGUGGAGGCUGGCACCGGGUGGCGGAUUGGGUCGGAGUCGAACUUGCGGAAAACAUGGUUUACUUAGUAACAAAAGUUGAGUGGCGUGCGAACGAGAGUGGGGAAUGGAACCCGGACCCGCAGGGGCAUGUGCGUGCAGAAGGGCGGUUGUAUAUGUCAGAGGAUGGGUGGCGGGAGUUUGGAGUUAUGUUGGCGUCAGGGGAGGAUCCAUUGAGCAUGUUCGAAGGGGCGUGGCAGUUGGUGUGGCAGGCGGGAAUCGAAUUCGCGGACCCAGGGAUGGAUGAUGUAACAUCAAACCUUAGGGUAACCAUGGUCGGGAGCUUUGAACUGCCUAGUGAGAAUGUCCGGAUGAGACUGUCGCCCUUCCUGCUGGAAAGGCUAGGCGGAGUGGAACUUGUCAGACGCGCGGUAGUUGAUCUUGCCACUCUGACAUAUGAGGACACAAUGAUACACCGGGAAUACUACCGGGCCUUCCUAGAAAUGGAGCCGUUUAGCGGGAAGCAGAAGUAUGAGGUGUUGCGGACUCUGCGCGCCGUUUUUACCACCAGGCCAAGGGCCCCGGUCGUAGGUGAUGAAGUUCUAUGGGGUGUUGCCCGGCGGAAAAUAAGUCAGGGGAUGACGUACGUGGAUGAUUUACACCGAUUGCGAGGUAAAGAAAUGGCGACUGAGGAAGGGAUCGAUGACCAGCAGAGCGGAGGGAAUCGGGGCACGAAUGGGGAUGGGGAACGAAACGAGGGAUCAGCCAGGGAUGGAGAGUCAGCCAAACUGGAAGGAACCCGAGAAGACGGAAAGGACGCCUCAAUUGGAAAAAACUCGGGGAAAGCUGGGAGCAAAAGGGGACCUCAGGAAAACAGGGAAGGGGGAAAUGAUAUGAGAACAAGCCCUCGGAACUUAGCAGGAGCCACCCCUAAAAAGACAAAAGUCUUGGAUGCCUGUCGUAAAUUGGCAGAGAUAGAAAAGCAGACUGCAGAAUUUAAGGCAAGGCUUAUCGAGCAGAUGAUGGUCGAGGACGAGGAGGACCCCCAGGGCGCAGGGUCACGUGAGGGACGCGGGACAGGUCAGGACGAGGCCAGGUAUGAGGGGAAGGAUAAUAGUCAUAAAGGAAUGCCUAGUAAGAAGGGGAAGGACAAGAACGACCCCCCGACGAAGGGGACGAAAAACGUUAUGACCCCGCCUGCCAUCGACAGCGGCACUAGCCGACUGCCAGCCACGCCGAAAGUAACAGGGGCGUGCGACGGACUCUGGAGUCUUAGGGAAAGGGUGCUAGGAUGGUUUGACCCAGAAGGAACACCGAAAACCAGGGAGAAGCAGAGGGAAAGCAAGGAAGGGGAAGGGACCAGUGAAGCUGGAGAAGCAGGUAGCUCCGAAGGUGGUCUCAAGAGGAUAGUCACCACCCUCACCCGGGCACUAAACAAGAACCAGGGAUAUCUCGCAGAUGCAAAGAAGAAACUCACGUUCGACGGGGCAAACAUUACGGAGUUUCUGAUAGACUAUGAGAACUUAGCAGCCUUACUAAAAUGGACGGAAGAGGAAAAAAUGGAGCACCUAGGGCAGCACGUGUCGCUAAGCUUGGGAAGGGACAUUAUGGCCAUCGUCGCCUCCAGUGGAUCCUGGAAAGAAACCAGGAAUGAGAUGAUGAGGAAAUACCUGAAGGCAGAGAAAAUGGCAACAGAGGCCGAAUUAGCCGCAGUCCAGAGGAAAAACUAUGCGACUUACAACGAUUUCCUAAGGGCAUUCACGUUAGUGGCUCUGCGAAUUCCCGGGACCAGUAAGUUCGAGUACAUGACAAAUGUGGACUUCAGCACCGUAACAGACCUUGCGGAAAAGACAGUGGUCACCGAGACACUAGCCCUGCUUAAGGAAGGGGAGGUCAUAGAUCUGACCGGGAAAAUGGGAGAUAAGGUUAAGAAAGAGAUAGAAAGCUUGCACGAGCGAGUGCAUGGGGUUGAUAGCAAGAUGGAAAGAAUGGAAAAUGCGCUGUCAGUAAUGCAGGCCCAAGUGUCUAGACCCGCCCUCCCGCCUCAAGAAGCCGUGGUUCCGACAAAUGUAGCAAACCGGGGAUUUGGCAAGAGGGACCCGACCAACGAACAAUGCAAGUAUUGCACCAUGAUCGGGCAUUUCGUACGGGCCUGUCCGAGACUCAAUCACGAUAUCGAGCGGCAGAGAUGCAGCAGGUCCCUCAAAGGCGAGAUCCUCGGACCUAGGGGAGAGCGUGUCAAUUGGAACUGGCAAGGAGGGAUGCGGCGAGCCGUCAUCCUCCUGAAUAACUUAGAAAUAGUUGUCGUAGAAGCAGAGCCGAUAGCCGAGAUUGUGUGGGACCAGCCAAGGGGACGGGGACCACAGGCCAAUUUUAUCCUAGAAGGCAAUGGGCAGGAUAGGGUAAAUAUCACUACCCGACGGGCUGGCGCGGAAAAGAAGCUCAUACGAGACACAGUAAUGGAAGAAACCGCGGGGGCUAGUGCAGAUCAGGAGGAAGCUGAGGCUGGGGAACAGGAGAAGGUCUAUGGAAAAACGAGGGAAGAGGAACCGGUAGACAAAGCCACAGCGGCAAAAAAGAAGUUCAGAUACCAAAUCCCAAUUCUGACGUUGCCCGAAUUAGAUAACACGCUGAGCAAACUCCUGGGCACCAUGGUGUCGGUAUCCUUCCAGACCAUGCUGCAGGCAAGCCCGAGAUUGCUCAAGGGCCUCAGGCAGCUAUUGACGCGUAAACGUGUAGAAGUAGAGGAGGCCCCGGAACCACAGGAACAGGGAACCGAGGAGGCCGAGGCGCCACAAGGAGUCUCUAACCUCCGAAGCAUUCCAGGGGGUCUGGAAGAUUUGGAAAAAGUCUUUGCUGAUAUUCGUCUGAACCUGCCGGACCGAGAAGGUGGCGAAGUCAUGAGAGCACCGCCUGGCACUAAACUUAGCUUUCACGCACUGCCCAUAGGAAAACUUAAAAUCCAGAUCGGAACUCACCACACCGAUGCAUUAGUGGACGGCGACGCGGGAAUUACCCUCAUACGACGGGAUUUCGCAACAAUCACAGGAUGCACAGUAAACAAGGAAGUAGCAGGGAGUAUCAGGGGAGUAGGCGGAGAAAUCCCCUUCACUGGGUAUGUCACCAAAUGCGCGGUCAGGGCAGGAAUUCGGGAAUCCAUCUGGUCUUUCCAACGGAUGACCGUCAUGGAAGAAAUGAACCAUGACAUAAUCCUUGGGAGACCUUGGUGCGCCAAUGUAGAAAUGAUUGGCAUGCACUUACAUGACGGUACGUACAUGGUAGACAUAGAGGAUCCGGUGACAGGUCGCGGAGAACUCCUCCGACUCCUCGGAACUGGAGGGGACCCUCCCAAGGGUAAACUGGCAACCUGGUCGCCGACGUUUGAAGAAAGUGCCCGGAAAGGCGCAAUYGCACGGAUGGAAGGUAUGAGAGAAGGAGUAAAAAUCAUGAUUGAGGAAGCCUUUACCAAGAAGGAGUGGAUCAAGAUGGGUCUACCCCUGAAGAAGAGGAGGCAAGAGGACGAGGCCCUGAAAGUCAUGGUGGCAGAAAAAGAGUCGGAAGUCGAACUUGGGGCCAGCCUGCCCAAACCAAAGGAAGGCCGGAACGAAACGUCGGAGGUGGUGCUUGAAAUCCCAGCUUUGUUACAACUCGUUAAGGCCAUCAGGUACCACAAAGUGGGGGUGGACCCCACAACGCUUGCUAGAUUUGGGAAUGGAGUCCAAAAGGGCUACUGUCUGAAUGGGAAGCUAGUCAGCAUCCAGCCCCACGUCUUGGAGCACGAGUGUUGGAAUGAUAAAGGGCUUGCCUAUGAGUUUGGGAUAGCAGCGAAGAUCACCGACCUACUCAGAGCCAAGAUAGAUUCUUUCGUGGCUGAACCCACCACAUCCCCCUACGCGAACAAGUGGUUCGUGUUCAGGAAGCCCAAUAAGACGCUCAGGUGGAUCCAGGACCUGCAGAAGCUCAAUGGGGUAACAAUUAGGGACGCAGGCUCGCUUCCACAAGCCGAUUUGUUGGCAGAAUCUCAUGCGGGGCGGAGCAUUUACUCCCUGGUAGACUUGUACUCAGGAUAUAAUCAGUUGUCGCUCGAUGCGAGGGAUAGACCGUACACCGCAAUGCACACCCCCGUGGGACAGUUGCAGAUGCAAGUGACCCCUAUGAGUUUCAUAAAUGUGGUAGCAGAGGCGCAGAGGAGGAUGCUCGCCGUCACAGGGGAUAUGUUUCCAGAAAAGUGUGAGCCGUAUAUAGAUGAUAAUCCCGUAAAAGGCGCAAGGUACAAGGACGAGACGGAGGUCGAGCCGGGUGUGCGGAAAUUUGUCUGGGAUCACCCGCAGGAUAUCAAGGAUUUCCUACAGCGGUUCUUGCUCUAUAAUAUUACAGCAAGUGGGCCAAAAAGCAUCCUGGCUGUCCCGGAGGUAACUAUACUAGUAUUUCGCUGUGGGGCCUAUGGAAGGAGACCCGACCCAGCAAAGACAGAUAAGAUCUCUCAGUGGCCGACACCCAUGCGUACCACGAUAGAAGUACGAGCCUUCCUAGGGGUGGUUGGAUUCUGGAGGAUCUUCAUCAAGGGUUUCGCAAAGAUAGCAGAACCUAUCCGCGCGAUGAUUAGGGAAGGUGGCACUAUAGAUUGGACCGAGGAUAGGGAAGAGGCAGCCCAGACCCUGAAAGACAUCCUGUCGUCCGAUCAGGUUAUCUUAGCAGCACCCUGCUUCAAUGACGAAGUAGGACGACCCUUCAUCCUAGAUACAGAUGGCGGCCCAAUGACAGUAGGAGGCGUAUUGAUACAGAAAAGCGAGGAGGGCAAGGAAAGACCGAUCAGAUUCGAGAGUAGGACCUUGAAUUCGGCAAAACGGCGGUACUCGCAGUUCAAGAAGGAGGUCUUAGCCAUCCUACAUUGCCUAAAGACCUUCCAGGCAUAUAUGUUCGGAAGGCGAUUCAUCUUAAGGAUCAAUCCCACCAAUGUUGCUGGGGCACUGAAGAAUUACAAGCCUAUAGAUCCGACCAUCGGCAGAUGGACAGGCUUCAUAUGGCAGUUCGACUACAAGGUCGACCGGAUCACAGGGCUUCGGAACAGGGCGGAUGGGCUGAGUAGGGUAUGCAUCACGCCGGAGGGAAUAGAGGACGCGGAACCAAUUGACGCCUUCCUAGAUUACGAAGGGGGGACCCUUGUUGUGGAUAACGAAAUGGCCGACUCAACGCUUACAACAGGCCAGCUGCUGAUUCAGACCUUUGAAAACAGCACGCCUGCAGUAGUUGCAGAACUCAGGGAAGGACCAGUCACCACGGUCAGGCGCAAAGAGGAAAAGGACUCGUGGGGAGCAGAAGUUGGGGCCAGAGAGGAACUGAUGGCAAUGGCCGUGGAAGGGGGACGGGACGCCGUGAUGACGUUGGCCGAAACAUGGGGUGCAGAAGGAAUGCCCAUCACUGAGCCCUACCACCCUGAUGCAAAUGCACCAGUAGAAAGGGGGCACCGGACCUUGAAAAACACAAUCGCUAAGCUUGCAGCAGACAACUUGGGGAACUGGCCACGGUACCUUAAGCAGGCAGUCUUCUCUGAGAACAUGACACCAAAAAGAACGACGGGAUGCAUUCCAGCGGAGCUAUGGUAUGGAAGGGAGAUCGACUUCCCAGUGGAGGCCCUCGUCCCUACCUGGAACGGGUUAGACGAUAAUCCGCACUUGACCACGGAGGAGUUAAUCACCACACGUUGCCAGCAGGUCGCCAAGAAUGAGGAGGCAUUGGAGGAAGUAGUUAACCGUGUAACGGAUAGCCGAAUGAAGGACAAAGCAAGGUGGGACCAGGUCAAGAACAUCCGGAAAGAGCCACUCCAGGGGGAGAGAAAGCAAGGGACUAGGGGACCUUCACCACCAAGGGAGGGGGAGCCAAUAGUCCUCCCCUCUGAAAGCGAUACCAGCAGGGAGGAACAGAGGAACCCGGGGAAAAGGCCAAGGUUGGAGAAGGAGGAGUCCAUCAAGGUCAUAGACCUCAGUAGCGGGGAAGAAGAGGACGAAGUGACAACGCCCACAAGGGAAGAUCAAGGAAGAGAGGAGGACCCAGGGGAAGAAAAGGACCCAUGGAAAAGAGAAUUCGGGCCGACUUUCAGCGAUUAGUUCGAUCAAUGGUCCAGUAUUUUGCGUUAUCAGUGGGCAAUGAAGGGCAAGGAAAAGU
Molecule: messenger RNA, 6346 nt
Organism: Chara braunii
Lineage: Eukaryota; Viridiplantae; Streptophyta; Charophyceae; Charales; Characeae
Source: the annotation of a GenBank genome assembly